GCUCCUUUAAUACGCAGCGACGGGCUGAUGACGCCAUUAGAGUUCAACAAGCAGCAAAACAAGGAAGCGCACCACUGUCCGAUGAAAGUCAAUGUUUUCUUUGUAGCACAGUAUGUCUGGCAACAACCCAGAGGGCAGGACGGUGGAGGUGCUGGAGCUUCCUGAAAACGUAGACGAGGAGCUGCUCUCCCUCUACUUCGAGAACAAGCGUCGCUCUGGAGGAGGUCCGCUCGAGUCCGUGGAGAUCAAGCAGAACCGCGCCGUGUUGUGUUUCGAAGAUGCAGAAGCUGCAGCCAGAGUUCUGUCGAAAAGGCAUCACGUAGUGCACAACUCUGAGCUGAGCGUGAGGAAGCCUCCGUCAAAGGACCAGAGCAGGCUUCUGCUGCGGGGGAUCAGUCCCUACACCAGCACCGAGAUGAUAGAGCUCUACGUGGAAAACAUGAUGGACCUGAACGUGACGGACUACGCUCUGAUCCCAUCUCCAGAAAAAGACUUCAUCCUCAUCCAUCUCAGCCAACCCUUAUCUAAAGAUUUCCAGACUCUAAAGACCAGGAUCUCCAAGAGAAACCUGGAUGGGUCAGAGGUGACUCUGGAACAGAUUGAGCAAACGGACUCAGUGUUGUUGGAGAACAUGCACCCGGGUACAUCACCAGAUCUGCUCACGUUGUACUUUGAGGGCGAGCGGGGUGGGAACCAGCGGGUGAAGGAGGUCACCAUGCUCUCUGAGGGAACGGCCAAGGUGACCUUUGCAUAUUACGAGUCUGUGGACCUCGUCCUACGUCUUCAACACAAAGUGAACGACACCGAACUCGUAGUGAAGGCCUACUUUGACUUCCUUCAACCUGUGACACAAGACUCUGUAGCUGAGAGCCAGGAUGUCACAGACACUGACUCGGUGGAAGUGGAAAAUAUGGAGAUGCAGACCAGUCCGCUCCCAGUUGACUCAGAGCCGUCGCCCCCUGCUGGGACGCCACACAGCAGUCAGGAGCCUCCUGCUGCCAGCGUGGUGGAAGUGGAAGAGGCAGUCAUGGAGGAUCAAACUGUGGAAAUAGAAACACACUCAUGCCAUAUCCCCGUCACAGACCGAAUAAAACUUGCUUGGUAUCAAAAGAACAGCAUUCAACAAGAUGUGCGAAAGGCUCAUCCGAGUUUUAGCAUCCAAAUCAAAGACGACGGCGUUCACGUUUCAGGACCGAACAAACUGGAACUAGAGCAGAUAAAACACUCGAUCUCAGGCUUUUUCGGGAGCAUAGCAGAGUCUCGUUUUACCGUCAGUCAGGAGGUGGCUCUGUUCCUCGAAAGAGAAGACGUGAAGAACCAUUUACUACAAGCGUUGACUCAAAGGGGACUGCCCGCUUUGUUUGUCGUGUCCGAUUCGACCGUGUCCGUAACCUCCCCGAGCCAAAAGGUUGCCGACCAGGCGAGUACCUUUUUAAAAUCCCAGGUGUGUGAGUUCAGCGUUCCUCUGGAGUCGGAGCAGGAGGCGCUGCUGUGCUGCAAGGAGUGGUCCGACUUCCUGCAAACACUGGGCUUCACAUCGACGAAGUCGCCGCAGCGCCCCAGCAGCAUAGACGUCCUGACCCUGAAAGGCAUGGAGAACGACAAGCAGGCCGCCAUCAUGCUGUUUCUGACCACACCCAUCGAAAGGGAGGCGCUCCUCAUCAUGGAGCCUGGCAUGCUCAAGUACGUCCAGAUUCACUGUCACCAGCUGCUGGCCGACAUGGAUCAGGUGUCCAUUUUUCCACUGGAGGGCGAAGAGAAUUGUGGGCUAAAGAUCCACGGCCAAGCGGUUGCGUGCCAAAUGGCGGAGGAAGUCCUGCAGGGCGUGGUGUCGUCAAUCUGCACCAGAAUCAUCACCGUGAACGUCCCGGGCGUGACUCGCUUUUUAGACGAGAAGGAGUGCAGGAGCAUUCUGAACGAGAUGGAGACGAAGUUUCAGGUGUUCAUCAGCCUGAAGUACGUCCCCUGGGAGCCGCUUCCACACCAGGACAUUUUUGAAAGUGCGUGUAAGAUGUUAUCUCAGAAAAACAUUCAGAAGGGGUGUGUGAACGGCUCUGCCCCUGAGCUGAAGGCAGACUCAAUGCAGACAGACUCUAAUGGAGCCACAAACACAGGUCUUCUGGAGGAGGCCAAGAGAAUCGUCUCAACCGUCGAUAAACGCCAGGAAGACGGGAUGCCCGCUCCAGACCAGUUCGAUGACAUGGAAAAUUUAGAUCUGUACACUGCCGAGGAACCGAGCGCUCUAACGGAUCAGGACUCUGAUGUGACGGACAUCCAAAGCCCCCAGCCUUUAUCUGAUCAAAAUGUGCCGAGUGCGUUUCUGCCUCAGGGAGUUCUAGGCAGCAGCCUGGAGGAAGAGGCCCAGCUCUCCUUAGCCAUCCAGUACUCUAUGGAGGCGAACCAGUGGUCCCAGCAGGAUGAAGAGGAACAACUUAAAAAAGCCUUGGAGCUCUCCAAGAAAGUAAUUCAAGAAGAACACUCCAAUAGUACUUCAGGCAACAGCCAGCAGGUAGCUCGGCAGCAAAGCGCCGGUCUGUCCUUCGAGAACGCGCUGAAGGCGGCCAACACCCUCCAGCUCCACGUGUUUGCCGGGUACAGCUGCGACCUAAUUCGGGUCGACAUCGCUUUCAACAAGAAGGUGAACCAGAGGCAGGUUGAGGAGAAGGUGGAGCACAGGACCGUCAAAAACAUGACCGAUUACCACGCAAAGUGUUUGGAGGUGAUCAAGCGGAAGCACGCGGUGGACGUUCAGGUUCAGGGAACCAUCAUUGCCGUUUCUGGGUUUAAGGAUUACGUGACCGCAGCGAUUUCUGACGUGAAGCUGCUGCUGGAGAAUAUCUCUAACGCCGUAUCGGAUAGAGAAAUCCUGAAGACUGUUCAGUGGGUUCAUCACAACCCGAUCACCUCGAAGGCAAAAGCUUACUCUACGGACGCUAUAGUAUUUAUUGAGAACGCCUGGAGGAUGAAGCUUAAGAAAGUUGACAUUUUGUUCGACAAUCAACCCCACAUUAUCAACUUUGAGAAGAUGCAGGAAUAUAACAUCGCUUCUGGGAAGUCGGUGAAAAUCUCCAGGAAGCUGCUGGAGUUGGGGGACGUGACCCAGGAUGUACCAGAGGAGGAAUAUUCUCUCCUGUCCCACCUGCCUGAUGCGACCAAAAUCGACGAAGAGUCCGAGGAGUUCCAGGAGGUGGUGAAGAAUUUCUACAGCACCAUACAGGAGUACCACAGCAAAAUCCGAAUCAUACAGGUGGAAAAACUCAUGAACCGACUGCUGUACAAUCAGUACAAGCUGAAGAAGGCGAGCGUACUGCAGCAUUCCACUCAGCCGGUAGUCGAACGGGUUCUGUACCACGGGACGAGCGAGGGGAGCGUGAAGGAGAUCUGCGUUCAUGGGUUUAACAGAAGCUUCUGCGGGAAGAACGCCACGGUUUACGGACAGGGAGUGUACUUCGCCGUCAACUCCGCUCUGUCCGUCCAGGAUCAGUACUCGCCCCCGAACCCUGAUGGAUACAAGUUUAUAUUCGCCUCCAAGGUUCUGACCGGAGACUUCACCAAAGGCUGCCACUCAAUGAAGACCGCACCACUGAAGGAGACAGGAAAUAUUCCCCUCCGAUACGACAGCGUGACCGACGACAUCACCAAGCCCACCAUGUUCGUCAUCUUCAACGACACGCAGGCGUUCCCAGAAUACCUCAUCACGUGCCAGAGAAUCUACCGCUAAGCAGAGGGUGUUUUUGUUGUUUACCGUGACUUAAGAAGUGCAUUUUAAUGUUUAAAUGGCCUUAGUUUUGGAGGUGCACAGCUUAAUCAGUGACAAUCAACCCUUUAUCAAGUCUGAAACCCGUUUUGUUUUUGCCUUCAUUGUUUCAGCGAUGUAUGAUUUAAAAAAAAAAAAAACAAGUCGCUGAAACUGAAAGACUUGUAAUAAUGCAAUGCUGGACAUGUCCUCUCUGCACACUAUGGCUUAUUAUUGUCUGAUCUUUAACGCAACCUUGCACUUAUUUCAGUCUGUUUCUAUGGGAACUGUUCAACUGACUAUGCCGACAUAGCUCACCUGAAGAAACAGGUUUCUUUAAAGCAGGGUCAUUCAUUACUCGCAUUUUGCGCUACGAACAUGAAAGUAAAACAAUGACUAUUCUGAAAAUAAAUGAACCCAAACUGAAAUCCAAGAAUGAACUUGCUUCUCUUUGUAGGAGGUCUAUUUGGGGGGAAAUGGGCUCAAUUGGUGCAGGUGUUUGAGUGUCUUAAAUACUACUUUUUAAGUAGUUUUUUUUUCUUUUCUUUUAUCUGUUUCUGCAUCUCUGAGCACAAUUCUACUGAGCAUAAAGAAAAUCCAAAAAUUGAGAUUGCAAUGUUAACCGAAUGGCUGAAAGUUUGGCUAAGGCCAAGCGCAGUCAGGAUGAAUCUUUAUCAUAAAGACACACAUUUUUGCUUUUCAGCAGUUUUACAGGGUGGGAUCUGUUCUAACUUUCUGAGCUCUUGCAUCUUUUCACUUGCGAUCUGAAAGAAUGUCUUGAUUUUAAUAAAACAAAGUCAGUCGAGCUGUGCUUUUUUUUUUUUUGUGAAAUUAGCAGUACCGUGAAUCUUCCGGUUGGCCACUUUGCAGUUCUGACUAACACUGUCGGCAUGAUUAUUACAGUGUUCAAAGUGCCUGUUUUUAACUGUUCUUGAUGAAUGCCCUGACUGCAAUUCAGAUUUUUUUUUUAUUAUUUUACAUCAGAUAUUCAGUUGUACUUUUAAAAUAUGGAAGUGAAUAUUCUUUGUUCCUGUAGAGCUCUUGAUUUUUAAUGAAAAUCUUAAAAUUUGAAACUACUAGGACUUUUUUCAGCACUGUUUGACUUUUCUUGAGCAUCUCAUUUGCAAAGGAAGUCUUAAAUAAUUGAAGAUGUUACAUUUUCAUACAGUAAUAGCUAUAAACUAUUGUCUAAUAAAGUGUAAUAAGCUAUA
This is a messenger RNA of Xiphophorus hellerii (green swordtail), 4947 nucleotides long. RefSeq names its product poly(ADP-ribose) polymerase family member 10 (gene parp10). Bases 113 to 3721 code for a protein of 1202 amino acids. The record is from RefSeq and is a predicted model, not a curated record. The transcript has 11 exons. Gene Ontology annotation, molecular function: RNA binding; transcription corepressor activity; NAD+ poly-ADP-ribosyltransferase activity. Lineage: Eukaryota; Metazoa; Chordata; Actinopteri; Cyprinodontiformes; Poeciliidae. Gene Ontology annotation, cellular component: cytoplasm; nucleus. Gene Ontology annotation, biological process: protein poly-ADP-ribosylation; negative regulation of gene expression.